ACGAGAUCUACUCCAGGAUAGCGCGCGCGGUGGAGGAGCAGCCACACGGAACCAGCUCAGCCCUUUCUCUCUGGAUCAUCUCAAUGUUUGUUUGUUUAUGUGGCAUUUCUUCUCUCCGGAAUAAAGCUGUCAGAGGGGGGGUUGCUGCAGUAUGUCGGCGCUGAAGGAGAACCAGUGUUACGGACUGUCCAGCGGGACUCUGAGCCCCGGCGGUAACAUCUCUGUGUUUCAUGUCAAACUCACUGACAGCGCGGCAAGAGCCAUUGGCUCCUUUCAAAACGACAAGGGUCGGUCUCUCCGUCCCACCAUCUGUUUCAACGGCAACAAAGGGAGGAUCACCGUGCCUUGCUCUGAGAACAGAGACGACUUGAGGAAGUUCACCUUUGGCGUGACGAGCGUCGCCCGUGAUAAUCCGAAUGGAAGCUUUGACUGCUUCCAACAGCUUAGCACCGGUGCUACCGAGGAGCUGUCAUGUCUCGGGGUGAUUCAGAAAAAGAUGACGGUAAACGCUACAGAUGACUCGUACGAUAAGGCUCGUCAGAGCAUGGCCCAAGCUGAGGAGGAGACGCGCAGCCGAGGGGCCAUUGUCAUCAAACACGGGGGGCGCUUCCAGGGCAAGAAGGUAACAGUGCGAGCCCCGGCCCCCGCGCUGGCUAGCUUGACCAAGCCUCCGCACUCGUCCCAGUCUCCCCUUGGCAAUGUUAAGAGGCGUGUCCAAGUUGCCACGUCUAAGCCGAAGAAGGGCGCCUGCGCUUCGAACAGGGGCGGCGUGGGUGAUGUGCAGGAGAGGCCGCUCAGGGAGAGAGUAACACAUCUGCUGGCCCUGAGGCCGUUCAAGAGGCCUGAGCUCAUCUUGAGGCUGCAGAAAGACGGACUGACGGCGGGAGACAAAGACGUGCUGGAAUCUGUGCUGACGGAGGUUGGGCAGCUCAACGGUAGAGACAAAACCUUUGUUCUGAAGGACGGUCUGUAUAAGGAGCUGCACAAGGAUUGGCCAGGCUACAGCUCAGGAGACCAGCAGCUUCUGAAACGAAUCCUCGUCAGGAGACUAUUUCAGCCACAACAGAACCUCCUCACGGUCCCAGAGGCCCAGGUCAGUCCACUGCGAGAUACACCCAACUCCUCCCCAGCGCACCGUCCGAAACCUUCCCUGCUGGAGGAAUACACUGACCCUUUGGCGAGUAAGAAGCCCAGGAUAUCCCGCUUGUCUUACAAAACGGCCAACGACAAGUCAAGAGUGAAGCCGUCUCAACAAGCGGCUCAUGAAGACAUCACAGAAGUGACAGGGAAUGACGGGCAGGUGAACUCGCUUGAUCCUCGGAAGCUUUUAGAAUCCUUGUCAGCAGCCUGUCAGAGGGAAGCAGAAGUGGCCAAGAGGCUCGAACCAACUGCCUGUCUUCAGGAGAAACCUGAAGUCACAGCAGACUCUCCUAAACCCAACGCUGACCUCCCUCUGACCCCUCUGAUAGUGUCCGACCUGCACAGACACACCAUCAAAAGGAAGAAGAGCAAACACAAACACAGAGAUCAGGAGAAGGAGAAGGAUAGGUUGAGAGGCAGGAAAGAGAGGAGAAAAGAUCACAGUUCAGAGGAUCCAAUCAAUGAAGUCUCCAUGGACUGCAUAGGAUCAAGUGAAAUUUUGUUUGACUCUCGUGCGAUUAAAGCUGACAAUGGCACGGCAGACUAUCUAUCUGUCCCUUUGUGUUCUCUGCACAGGAAGUACACGGCGAUCUGCAGUCAAGACCAGAGGCAGAGCUUUAAGCAGGACUUUAACACGGAGUACAGCGAGUACAGGGAUUUACACGCUCGCAUUGACGGAGUGACGCGGCAGUUCAUGGAGCUGGACACGCAGCUCAAACGGCUCCACCACGGUUCACACAAAUACAAGACGGUUCGUAAUCAAAUUCUUCAAGAGUAUCGCAAAAUUAAAAAGUCCAACCCCAACUACAACCACGACAAAACUCGCUGUGAACAUCUACACAACAAACUGGCCCACAUCAAGAAGCUCAUAUCAGAGUACGACCAGCAACAGCUCUGACGGUGAGACCAGUGAACUUUAGAGAGCACAAUAAUCCUCCUGAGGCAAGGCUGGUUCUCGCUGCUGAGCUGGAAAUCUGUGGUCUUUAUGGCUAAACGUAGUUUCACAAGAUCCUGCUGGAAAGGUCACUGAGGUUGGGAGUCAUUUGUGAAGAGCAGCCGUGGGUACGCUGGGAAAAGCAGACUUAUGAUAUGAAAUCUUUUCUAAGAAGAUGGGAACUCUUUAUAAAACAUAAAUACAAAUGCUUCAACCAACGGGCUGCUACUAAAGUGACACAACACUGCCAAGGACACGAGUAACAAUAGUUUUAUAAAUGCUCCUGAAGCUCUAAAAUAAUGCAAAGGGAUACAUGUGGAGAUGAGGUGCUAAGUUAUAAAUCAUCUUGUAGAUUCCCCAUCCCCCAUUUAUAAUUUUGUUUGUGAACCAAAUAAUUUUGGGUAUUUGCUUACGUGUUCCUCAGCCAUGUCGGUGUUAUUGUGUAAUCCAGAAGCAUGAGAUACCUGCACGCUGUACAUUCCCAGACAGCUCUUACGAAUGGCAGCUGGGAUGCAGAUGUGCACAAACACGUCUGUUCUUCGGGUUUGAUGAAUUGAGACUAUCAGUGUUGUGUCAGUUCUCCUUAGUUCAUAACUAAUAGCUAAUCACUCCUGACAGUAUUGCCAGUGCCUGAAAUGGUUUUAUAAUUCUGGACUAGAUUCAUAGUAUUCCACUAGUGUCAUCCGUCAUGUGGCUUUCCUGGAGCACAGACAACUGUUAUGUUAAUCACAAUGUUAACUUCAAGUUGUUUUCAGGGAAUUUACAGUACGAGCUGCAGUAAAAGUGUUACUGGUUUUUAAUAAUCACAGUAUGGUUACUGUAGGCUUAGAUGAUGAACAAUUAAGAAACAAAAAGUUUUUGUUGCAUGCUGGUAUUUUUCAAAAUGCAUGCAUGAGGAAUAAAUCUGAAGUUUUGUCAGAGUUUCAAAUAAAUAAAUUUGUAUUCAUUU
Cottoperca gobio is the source of this 3023-nucleotide messenger RNA. Its product is annotated as RNA polymerase II elongation factor ELL-like. Gene Ontology annotation, molecular function: cis-regulatory region sequence-specific DNA binding. The transcript has 12 exons. Gene Ontology annotation, cellular component: transcription elongation factor complex. The record is from RefSeq and is a predicted model, not a curated record. Bases 152 to 2038 code for a protein of 628 amino acids. NCBI's taxonomy places the organism in Eukaryota, Metazoa, Chordata, Actinopteri, Perciformes, Bovichtidae. Gene Ontology annotation, biological process: positive regulation of transcription elongation by RNA polymerase II; snRNA transcription by RNA polymerase II; transcription elongation by RNA polymerase II.